AUGAAUGCCCUCACAUGCCCCCAUCUUCGGCUUUGCCUCUGGCUGUGGCUGGGUGUCGCCUUGGGACUUGGCCAGGGACAAGCGAGCAGCCGCCUGAGGCUGGCCGUGCUGCCCGAGGACCGGCUGCAGAUGAAGUGGAGGGAGGCGGAGGGGAGCGGCCUCGGCUACCUGGUGCAGGUGAAGCCCGCGGCAGGGGACGCAGAGCAGGAGGGGAUUCUGACCACCAAGACCCCCAAGGCCCCAGGGGGGGACUUGAGCCCCUCCAAGGGCUACACCGUGCAGAUCUUCAAGCUCACCGGCUCCGGGAACGCCCUGCUGGCGCAGAGGGAGUUUGUGCAUAAGGACCUGAAGAGUCACGCGGCAAGCGGGAGCAGCCGGAAGCCCCCGGACGCAGCCGCGGAGCCCACACCCUCCCAUGCGGGGAGCCCAGGCCCUGAGCCCCGAGUUGCCUCAUCCCCAGGUCAAGACUCACCCACUCCUCCCUCCCUCCCUUCCCUCCCAGCCAACCCCCAGUUCCGCUGCACACCCCCCACACCCAUGGACAAGCUCUUCCUGGUGGACGGGUCCUGGAGUAUUGGCCAUAGUCAUUUCCAACAGGUCAAAGAUUUCCUGGCCCGCAUCAUUGAGCCCUUUGAGAUCGGGCCAAAUAAAGUCCAAGUCGGCCUGACUCAGUACAGUGGAGACCACCAGACCGAGUGGGACCUCAGCGCCUUCCGCAGCAAGGACAAGGUGCUGGCAGCCGUCUGCAGCCUCCGCUACAAAGCGGGAAACACGUUCACGGGCCUGGCCCUGACUCACGUGCGGGAGCAGAACCUGAAGCCGGGAGCGGGGCCCCAUCCAGAGGCAGCCAAGGUGGUGGUCCUAGUGACGGACGGCAAAUCCCAGGACCAUGCCCGUGCUCCUGGCCGCGUCCUCAAGGACCUGGGUGUCGCCGUCUUUGCUGUGGGUGGGGAGAGGGCAGACGAGGCCGAGCUGCGGCUCCUGGCGUCCCCCCCCGCUGACGUCACCGUCCACAGCGUGCGGGACUCCCCCCGGCUUGGCACCCUGGCUGGCGUGCUCAGCCGCCUCAUCUGCCAGAAGGUCCAAGGCGGGAGCCAGGGCCCUGGUGACUGUGGCCACCCCGGCCCCGGACACCUCUUCACUCCCACCAGACUCACCUUGACCCAGGCGACCCCCUCCAGCAUCCACUUGUCCUGGACCCCAGACCCCCAGCUGCCGCUCAAGUAUCUGGUCACGUGGCGGCCUUCCGGGUGGCCCCCUGCAGAGGUGGUGCUGGACGGGCCUGCCUCGUCCGUGACGCUUCACAACCUGACCGUCGGCACCGAGUACUUGGUGUCUGUGCUCCUUGUCGGCGAGGCCGGGGUCGGCGAGGGCCUGGGGGGCCUUGUGAGCACAGCGCCUCUGCCUCCGCCCCAGGCACUGACCCUGGCUGCAGGGACGCCCACCACCGUCCGCCUCACCUGGCGCCGUGAGCCCGCUGAGUCAGCCCAGGUGCUGUGGCGGGGCACCCGUGCCGCUACCAGGGGCUUCGACCUCGUGGCGGCCUUCGGGCUGGUGGAGCAGGAGCACGCGUCCCUCCGAGGCGCUGCCAUGGAGCGUGCGGCGUUCGGCUGCGCCCGGACCUUCACGCUCUUUAAGACGCUCAAUGCGAUCAGCCCCCCAGGGGAGGUCACCCAGCGCCAAGUGCCCCCUGCCGUGAUAGCUGCCACAGACACAGGCCGAGACCCCAGGGCCACCCUGCAAGAGGUGACCUUUGACCUGCCCGAAGUGAGGAAGAUUUUCUUUGGAAGCUUCCACAAGGUGCACGUGGCCGUGGGCCGCUCCAAGGUCAGGCUCCACGUGGACCGCCAGAAGGUGGCCGAGAGGCCAAAUGGGGAGGCGGGCAGCCCACCUGCCACGGGCUUCAAUGCUGGGAGGCUGGCCAAGGCCCGGGGCCCCCGGAGCAGCUCAGCCACACUGCAGCUCCAGCUGCUGCACUUCGUGUGCAGCGACUCCUCCGAGGACGCGUGUUGCGAGCUCCCUGCGGCGGGAGAGCCUGGGCCACCCAAACAGAUGGGACCGGAGGGUCUUGUAGGUCGGCAGGGGUCGCCAGGGACUGAGGCCCGAACCGUGCAGGGACCUGGAGGUCCGCCAAGGGUCAAAGGAGAGAAAGGGGACCAUGGGCUUCCAGGCUUGAAGGGCCAUCCUGGUCACCAGGGCGUCCCCGGGAAGGUCGGAGUCCAGCGACCAAAGGGAAUGCGAGGCCUUGAGGGGAGCGCCAGCCUGCCUGGACCUCCAGGCCCCAGGGGCUUCCAUGGCACGGCCGGGGCCAGGGGCACCAGUGGGGAGAGACGACCCCCAGGGGCCGUGGGGCCCACGGGCCUACCAGGACCCAAAGGGGAGCGAGGAGAGAAGGGGAGUAGGCCCCUGUCUGGGGGCGAGCCACAGUCCCUGGCCACCAUCUACCAGCUCCUGGGCCAGGCUUACGAGUCUGCCAUCCAGGCUCAGGUACGGAAGUUCCACUCCUUCCUCCGUGAGAGCGCCAGGGCCCCCAGACCCAUCUUGGAGGCCCCCGGGCCCCCCAGCACACUCGGGGAACCCAGCGCCCUCAGUCACAUGGGCACCCCGGGGCCGGAAGGGAACAAGCCUCCAGGACCCCCAGGGGAGCAGGUGAGCCCCCACCUGUGGGAGGAGGGGGUCCUGAGGAGCAGGAUGGCCCCCAUGCUGCCCACAGUGACCCUGCACGCCCCCAGACUCGGCACUGAGAACGGCUGUGCGGGCGGGCGGAAGAGGCAGGAGCAGCGAGUCCAGGGGGGACCUGGGAGCCGAAGGGGGUGGUGGGAGCCUUUCCUUUGUACCAUUUUCCGCACUCAGAUAAACAGCAUCGUGCUGGCCAAGGGGGGCUGCUCACUCCAGGGAGCGGUGUCCCUGGGGCCCGGAGCCCAUCCCUGCCGGGGCGAGGCCAGGGCUCCCCACCCUGGGCCCUCAGAGAGAAGUGCCACCCAUGCCCUUGAGGACCCCUGUCCCACCGUCUCCGUUACGUCGUGA
Molecule: messenger RNA, 3027 nt
Organism: Neogale vison (American mink)
Lineage: Eukaryota; Metazoa; Chordata; Mammalia; Carnivora; Mustelidae
Gene: COL20A1
Product: collagen type XX alpha 1 chain
Molecular function (GO): protein binding
Source: RefSeq, a predicted model, not a curated record